Lodderomyces orthopsilosis Co 90-125 is the source of this 777-nucleotide messenger RNA. Its product is annotated as mediator complex subunit. The coding region runs from base 1 to 777 and encodes 258 amino acids. The record is from RefSeq and is a predicted model, not a curated record. Gene Ontology annotation, molecular function: transcription coactivator activity. Gene Ontology annotation, biological process: regulation of transcription by RNA polymerase II. The transcript has a single exon. Lineage: Eukaryota; Fungi; Ascomycota; Pichiomycetes; Serinales; Debaryomycetaceae. Gene Ontology annotation, cellular component: core mediator complex; mediator complex.
AUGGAAGCAUUAGAUGAAAUACAAUGGAAAUCACCUGAAUUCAUACAAGAGAGGGGUCUAAACACAGCAAAUGUCUUGGAAUACUUUGCUCUCUCUCCAUUUUAUGAUCGUACUUCAAACAAUCAAGUGUUGAUGAUGCAGUUUCAAUAUCAACAAAUUCAAAUCCCGGUGCAUAUAUCUUUCCAUCAAUAUUUCCAAUCACGAUUAUCAGAAAUGACAGGGAUAGAGUUUGUCAUUGCUUUCGUCAAGGAACCAGACUUUUGGAUUGUACGGAAGCAGAAACGGUUGAACCCACAAAGUGCUACUGCAUUACAAGAUUAUUACAUCAUUGGAGCAAAUAUAUAUCAAGCACCAAAGGUCUAUGACAUUUUAUCAUCAAGAUUACUUGCAACUGUGCUAUCACUAAAGCUGUCAAUUGAUACAUUAAACAAUAUGACAAGUUAUCACAUUUCUGAUGGUGCACAUUCAUUUAACAACUCAAUACAUGGCAACCCCAAGAGUACAAGUCUGACUGGCCAAGUCAAUUCUGAUCCCACGCCAAUCAGUAACUUAGAAACACCAAUUGCAAUUACAGAUAGUCCUGCGAUAGGCGCACCUGCCAGUAUUGUAACAACUCCAACUCAAUCGACUUCCACUAUCCCCAGUGCUGCUGCUUUCGAUAUGCUAUUGACAGAAGUCGUCAAUGACACUACAAAUAAAAAUUAUUUGGAAGAUAUUCCAUUGUAUGGAAAGGGAAGUACACUAGAGACACUAGGUAUAAAAUCCAACCCUAUAUAG